AGCGUAAAUCGGACCUGAAGUCAAGGGAUAGUUGCUGUCCAGAAUUUCGGGUAUGUCGAUGAACAUGAUUCCGACGAUUAACUCACUAACUUCAACGUUCCAACGCCGAACUUUCUCUACGAUACCUUCCGGAUGUUCCUUAAAUUUGUUAAAAAGUUUAUGAUACACAUUCUUCACAGCCAUCUCAACAGAAAGGAAGAUUCUCAACCUCUCUAACGACCCAAAAAAAUGGUAAAUCCAUUCCCCCUGCGAUCCAGUUUUCACAUCGAUCUUCAGAUGUCUGUUUCUUUCCAAUCAGACUGUACUGUACUUGUGUAAUGAAGCUAACUGAUUAAAUUUGAUGUUGGUCCAGAUCCACUUUGUGCUUCUAAUUAGCCGACAGGGAAAAGUUAGGCUGACAAAAUGGUAUUCCCCAUAUUCUCAGAAAGAGAGAGCUAAGGUGAUCCGUGAACUAAGCGGAUUGAUACUAACACGAGGGCCAAAGCUUUGCAAUUUUGUAGAAUGGAAAGGAUUCAGAGUGGUCUAUAAAAGACUACAAGAAUCCCCCACCCACUCCCCUCCCCCUAGGGGUUAUCAGAUUAACAAUUACAAGUGUUUUCUUCCGGACUGUUGUUUCACAGUCCAAGAUGAUAAUGAAUUGGAGACGUUGGAGAUCAUUCAUCAUUUUGUUGAGAUAUUAGACAGAUACUUUGGAAGUGUCUGUGAGCUGGAUCUCAUAUUUAACUUUCACAAGGCAUAUUAUGUGUUGGAUGAAGUUUUGAUUGCUGGUGAGCUCGAAGAAUCAAGCAAGAAAACUGUUGCGCGUCUGGUGGCCGCUCAGGAUUCUCUGGUGGAGGCUGCGAAAGAGCAAGCGAGCUCCAUAAGCAACAUCAUUGCCCAGGCUACGAAAUGAACGUCCCCUGCUCCUGCUGUAUGGUGAAGUCUCAAAAUGUUUUCAUGUUUAACACUCUGCGCGAGCGCGUGCGUGUUUGGUUUUGCUUUCCCUAAGAGCUUAACUCUGUUCGGUUGUUUGUGUUUACAGCAUUUAGAUGAUUGAUGCCACUUUAUGUAUAACAGAGUUUACAACAAUGAUGUUUACAAUGUAGCAAUGCGUGUGUUAAUAAUGCUAGAUAUUAAUA
Molecule: messenger RNA, 1118 nt
Organism: Cuscuta campestris
Lineage: Eukaryota; Viridiplantae; Streptophyta; Magnoliopsida; Solanales; Convolvulaceae
Source: the annotation of a GenBank genome assembly